Neltuma alba is the source of this 1441-nucleotide messenger RNA. Its product is annotated as cAMP-regulated phosphoprotein 21. Gene Ontology annotation, molecular function: nucleic acid binding. The coding region runs from base 141 to 1202 and encodes 353 amino acids. The transcript is spliced from 4 exons. The record is from RefSeq and is a predicted model, not a curated record. NCBI's taxonomy places the organism in Eukaryota, Viridiplantae, Streptophyta, Magnoliopsida, Fabales, Fabaceae.
GAAGAGAUAAGUGUCUAUCUUUCUUAGGCAGAAAUCCUUUUCUUCCUCCCGACCUUUCCUUCCCUCGUUCAGAGCGAGGGAUUGAUAGAAAAGAAGGGGAAGAAGUUUCCGGAUUGAAUUUUUGGAGAUUGUUCUUAGCCAUGGAUUCUUCAUCUGUUUCAGUCGAUGGGACUUCUGGGUUGAAAGACAAAGAGUCAAUGGUUGACCCCUUCUUGGUUGAGGCUCUCCAAAACUCUCGUCACCGUCUGACUAUUUUGCGGAUGGAACUCGACAUCCAGAGGUUUCUGAAUAAUGCUGAUCAGCAGCAUUUUGAGUUCCAACAUUUCCCUUCUUCUUAUCUCCGUCUGGCAGCACAUCGUGUUGCUCAACACUAUGGCAUGCAAACAAUGGUUCAGGAUGGUUUAGACGGCCAUGGAAGUAAAAUUAUGGUGAGAAAAUUGGCAGAAAGCAGAUACCCUGUGGUUCGCUUAUCUGAAAUACCUGCCAAACAGCUAGAAAUUGAUAAACCUGAGCAGAUUAAAAUUGCCAUUAGGCCGAGACCCUGCAGAACCAAUGUAAAUGAAGCCAAUGAAGCAGGGAGAACAGGAAACUUUUUGAGAAGCAUGGAAGAAAGGAAAGAGGAAUAUGACCGGGCACGAGCUCGCAUCUUUAGUAUCUCUAGAAGUUCUGAUUUGAAUCAUACACCAUCACAGAUUCCAUUGGAUGGAAGAAAUUCUUGUAAGAACAAAGAUGAAAAUGAAACUAGAAGGAAUUCCAUAGCGGAUUCCGAAAAAUGCAAUAGUGGGAGGGACAUAGGUUCUACUCGAGUUGCCAUUUUCAGAGACAGGGAAAAGGAUCGUAGUGAUCCUGAUUAUGAUCGUAGCUACGGAAGGUAUGCUAGGAGCACUCCAAACGCUAUUCUCAACUUGGUGCCCUAUAAUUUGCCAGAAGUUCAGCCUUCUCUUGCUCAAUAUGAGCCCACUCUUAAUCAGAUGGGUCAUAUGUCACAAACUCAAGCUUCACUUGGCUUUGUACCCCCGACCAACCCCGUAAUGAGUCCCUUUGCCGCAGGAGUGAAUCAGUCAUCCGUGAACGCUGCUUACCUACAGUGGCCAAGUGCUGCUAUGAUGUACGCCCAUACAUAUGACCAGUUUAGACAUGCGGUUUACCAGGCUCCAUUUGGUCAGCAACCACUGAGUUUUGACUAUGCUCAGAACUACUGAAUAUUAAUUGGGUGGGAGGAGUUAUUGAUUUGCAUGCACCAAGUUAGCGUAGCUUCAGGUUUAGGUUGAUUUCUCAGUUCUGUUGUAGACCCUUGUAUCGGUUGUAGCAGUUUACCUUUCUGUUUUCAAUUUUGAUGGUUAUAGCUUAAGCAUUUACGUUCAUUGUUUCUAGCGAUGCUCUUCAGGUUUCCUUGAAAGAAAAUUCAAACGCCCUUUAAAAUAUCAAUUCACUUUCUCCA